This is a messenger RNA of Folsomia candida, 5154 nucleotides long. RefSeq lists its product as uncharacterized. The transcript is spliced from 13 exons. NCBI's taxonomy places the organism in Eukaryota, Metazoa, Arthropoda, Collembola, Entomobryomorpha, Isotomidae. Gene Ontology annotation, molecular function: RNA polymerase II transcription regulatory region sequence-specific DNA binding; DNA-binding transcription factor activity, RNA polymerase II-specific. The record is from RefSeq and is a predicted model, not a curated record. Bases 521 to 4735 code for a protein of 1404 amino acids. Gene Ontology annotation, cellular component: nucleus. Gene Ontology annotation, biological process: regulation of transcription by RNA polymerase II.
UAAAACCCCUCCUCUCCUCAUAAAAUUUCCGAUCCAUUCCAUUCAUCCCUUCCAACCAAGUUACCAGUUGCGGCGUCUAUCCCAAACAAAGCCAACUUUCCACUUUCUAACAGCAUCCAAGCACAAAAUUUCGAAAUUCUGAACUCUUCCUUCAACCCUUUGAACACACAUUUCAUUUCCAUGCAAAACCACUCACCAACCACAAAAUAUAUGGAUUAUCCCCCCCGUCCAUCUGCCACCUACCACAAUCCCAGCCCAACUCCUUUGCCAUCUCAAGUUCACAGCGUGCCAACGUUUAAAUCGUUUCAUUUUUCAUUGAGGAUGCGUCUGCAAGCAACAAAGCCUACCCAACAAAACUAACACAACCAGAUUCACCAAAUAAUAUACAACGGAUUCGUUCACUGGGGAAAAAUCAUAGUCGAAAUAAAAAUUAAAAAUUGCCCCGAAAACGCACCCCUCCCUCCAAAAGGAUAGCACCUGAGUGGAGGGUGACCUUCCGGGCAGCCGGUGAAAUCGCAAGAUGGAUCCAUAUCACCAAACAAGUCAUAUUCCUCCGUUGCAGAAUACGUCUGGAAUUUCGAAUAUAUCGGGUCAUCAAGCCACCUCCAAUUAUGUCGUGCAGUUGGAUCCAAAUUCUGGCCAUUUUGAAAUAAUUGACAGUUCUCUCGUCACCGUACCCUCGUCCACUCGGACCGUAGAACUGACUGGUCUGACCACCGUGUGUGGCGAAAAUGACGAAGCCGUUUAUAAAAUCAGGGACGACGAAGACUUUUAUAUCAGACCCCUCACUGGAGAUCAGAGAUUUCCAACGAUCGACAUCGAUCCAGUGAUGGAUGUGGGAGACCUUUUUUCCAGAAAUGUGAUUCAAACGCAACCCGAUCAAAUGCAACAACAGCAAAUACAACUUCCUGUACAAAAUAUACAGUUUGUUCAACAAUUAGAAAAUCAUCAGUUAGCAGUAACCCCUCAUCAUCAUAACCUUCAAACCCAUCCAAUUCAGGCCCAACUGCAAAUACAGCCUUCCCAACAUCAACCCCAGAUCAAUUAUGCGCUUGAAGAAGUUGGCGGAUUAUCGAUGCCGCUUGGUCUUGAGAGUUAUCAAGUUCAACAGCAGCAGCAGCAGCCUGUAACUACCAGUAGUCUCGAUGUCGUUGGAGGAAGUGGACAAGUUUCAGGGACAAUUAUGUCAAUAGUUUCUAGUUUCAUAUCCCCAGGUGCUACAGCCGUGCAGGUGGAUAAUAAUUUGAUAAUUUAUGACCCAUCUGGACAAAUUAUUCAAAUUCCUCUUCCAACAAAUCAGACAUCAAAUCCAACUUCCACACAGAUACAAACGGUAGUCCCAACUACUUCCAUUUCUUCGUCGGGGUAUCAAUUCCAAACUGUUCAGACAUCCUCGCAAUCCGUGUCUGAUAAUAGUAUGGCGACCUGGGUGGAUUUUGUACCAAUGUCUUCAUCCUCAACUGGUAGUAUUUUGCUUGAUACGUCAACCGUGUCGGUGGCGUCUUCUUCACUUCCUCAACAGCAAUAUCUUUCCGUGGGUAAUAAUAACAUGACGACAAUUCAGUUUCCACCGGAUCAGCGUGAAUAUUCAAUUUCGACGACGUCAACGGAACCCUCGUCAGAACAUCAGACGUCAUAUUACACCAUGCAAAAUGUUGAACUUGUACCAACAGCGAGUUCUCAGAGCGUAAUGUCGACCAACAGUGGUACAACAGCAACGUUUACUCCCGUAAUGCAAGAAAUUACUAGGACUAAUGAGGGUGUUAGUGAUCACUUAUCCAGACAAGAAGGUUGUAUACCUGCUCAUGAGAUUGCUAGCAGUGUUAUUAGUAAUAAAUCCUUGCAAGAAAGUGUUCAUGCAAACAUCGAAAAACCAGUAAAGGAAAGUACAACAGCGUUGAUUCAAGAGAAAGUGGAGUCCUGUACAAAUUCAGAAUCCGUUAAUGUACCAAUUACGACCACUAGCGCAGAUUUAUCUAUAAAAACAGCUUCUUCUUCAGACCCUGUCAAACACCAAGUAGUGGAUAAUUUUGACCUCAAAAUAGUUUCCUGCUAUUCCUUGUCCCAAUCAGCAUCUCAAAAUUUAAACAAGACUGAAUCAAUUGAUGAAACCAGGCCUGCUGUAUGCGAUGAGAGGAAAGAUAGUAAUGAAGAUAGUCCAGUCGAUGACAGUCCAGCGGGUAGCGAUGAAAGGGUGGAAAAUGAUAAAAUUGAUGUCAAAUCAAGCGAAAUUGAAUCUGCUAACGACCCUCAAUCAACUUCAAUGCCAGUGAAAGACGCGUGUCAUUUUGUGAAAGAACUGAGAAAAUUAAAACAUUUGGUUCCUGAUACAAAUUCACGGCCUGCCAAGACUCCAAAAUGGUUGUUUGGAUAUGUCGACGACGAUGAUGAGCUGCUUCUUGCCUUUAAAAAUAGAGCCGACCCCAUGCACACGGACAUUUGCCAUUUUUGCUACAGAUGGUUUUACAGUACCCGAGACCUUAAAAAACAUUUAAAAAAGGACCACGCUGAGAAAAACUGUCUUCAUUCCUGUAAAAUUUGUGGGGCAAGAUUUGUUGCUCGUAUAUUAAAAUUGAGACAUGAAAAAUUGCAUAAAUACGACUUAAAACAUCGUAGUAUUGUAUACCUUCGACACCCCGAACUGAAAAAACAUUUUAGAAAACGUUUUAGGCCAGCACCAUUUUCGCCAUGGUAUGAGUCACAUAUCAGAAAAGUGUGCAAUCUAGUCAGCGACAUUCCGUUUACUUGUUUCGAAUGUGGUACGGAAUUCUCCUCGAGUGAUUACGUUCAAGAUCACUACGACCGAGUUCACGCUAUGCAAGUGUGUGGGCUUUGUGGGAUGUGUUUGUCAAAUGCGAAAUCAUUGAUUCAACACGAACAAGAAAUUCAUGGUCACUAUUCUAUAACGGAAAACUAUGUUGGAGGUGCUUGGGGUCUGUGGGAACAUUGGCAGUGUGAAGAAAGUAUAAAAUACGAAGUUAUCCAGUCCAACGUUGCAUACUUUCAUAACUACGCCUUACCCUGUGCUGAUGCGGUCAAAGUGUAUGAAGAGGACUUCAUUGAGCGACACGUAGAAUUUAAUGACGACGACGUCACAGUUGUACUGGAAGGUCAAGCAAACGACCAGAAAGAAGAUGCCGCUUCAGAUUUGAGCAAUACCGAAAGUUCUUUUUCUGUCUCGUUGGAUGAUGACAAUUCAGGAGUUCGGCUUCCUUUUGCAUGUGAUCAGUGCACCAAGUCGUAUGACAAUGAAUUCGACCUUAAACGCCAUGCCAGAUGUCACGGAAAUCCUUCCAAGGCUAACUUGGCAUGUCAAUAUUGUGGCAGAGUUUUCAAAACUCAUAGUCAUAAAAAGGAGCAUGAAAGGACCCAUACUGGCGAGAAGCCUUACGUUUGCCCAAUAUGUCAACGCUCAUUUAUUCAGAGCAGUAAUUUGAAAAAGCAUAUGCAAACUCAUCAACAAACCUCGCUACAAUGUGGGACUUGUGGCAAACAAUUUAUCAAGGAGGCAUCCCUAAUUCUUCAUCAACGAGCGCAUGCACAGGAUAGGAAAUUUAGGUGUGCGAUCUGUGAUAGAGCUUACAAUUAUGCUUCCUUGCUGAAAAGGCAUAUGCGGAUUCACACUGGGGAAAUGCCAUAUUCCUGCGAAUCAUGCGGAAUGUUAUUCCACGAGCUGGUAUCUCUUCAUUAUCACAGGAAAAAGGUUCACACAGGAGAACGUCCCCAUAAAUGUGAUACGUGCGGGAGAGCCUUUAUUUUAUCGUCUGAUCUCAAAAAACAUGUUCAAAUUCAUCUCAAGCCCCCUUCCGAUAGACCUGUAUUGAAACCAUUGAGGAAGAGAUCUCAGUCUAAAAGUCUUGAUAAAUCCGACAAUCUUCUUGAUACCCCUCUGUCCUCCCCAAAUCCUAAGCAUCAUGAUUCUGGAAAUCGAAUUUCAAUAUAUUCCCCCCAAUUAAAUUCUAUCAAUUUGGUUAAUUCCAUCAUUACCGAGGAUGAAGAGUUGGACAAUGAUUGGGAAGAAGAAGAUGAGGAGGAAGACGAAGAAGAAACUCAAUCCAUUCUAUCCCCAUCGCCAUGUUCUUCUCUAGAAAAUGAAAUUAUCUCCAACAAACCUGCCGUUGUCCGUGUUUAUUCUCGAAAAGAUCAGAGAACUUCGAAUCACAACUCUCCCAUUUUAAAGGAAAGAGAAACAACGGAACAAAAACAACAUCAAGACGAGAAAUUAUUAAACAAUGACUCCUCGCAGUCAACUUCCGUAUUUACAAAUUCUCACAUUUCUACAGAAUCCGAGCCGAUGGAAAUUGAUAAUAAUGAAUCCACCACGCCUGCUUCAUCUUUGCUGCAACAACCUUCAGUAAUUAUUUCGCAACAUCCCACAACCCCCACAACCCCCAAACAAUCAGUUAGUUUCUUGCCCCAUCACAGUCUGAUAUCCGAAGAAGAUGCUGCAUUACUUCUUGCCAUAAAUCGCGGCGAUUUCAACCAUUCAUCAAACAAUGCCGUAUUUUCUACCACCUCCCAAGUUAUCGAUUCUGUCGGCACGUUCACGACCACGACGACACGGGAAGUAGCACCAAGUGUUGAAACAACGUUACCAAAAUCAAUUGAUGAUGUUUUACAACUUUCUGAAAUUAAUCAAUUUAACGACCUCAUAACCAACAUUAUGGUCGUGCCGGAUGCCUCCUCAGAAAUUGAGAUCAUUCUAGAUGAUAAGAAUAAUCGCCAAAUGCAAUAAGCAAUUUCUUCUUGCUGGUGCAAUUCGGACACGUGUGAUGACUACAUACAUAUUUAUAUAAAAAUCGCAUAUUAUGUAUUAAUAAUUGUUUUCGUCUUAUUUACUAUAACUUUAUUUAUAUAUUAUUAUAAUUUUUAAACUUAUGUACUUACCUGUACGCGUAUAUGACUCAGAUGGAUGUUUGUGCAAGUCACAUCACUUAUCGGCGAUAGUUUUUAUAUUUUUUAUGACAAUUCUCUGACAUUUUGCAACCUUUUUUUAUUGUUGUGCUUAGUAUUUUGGAUGACAACUAAUGAUUUCAAUUUCAUUGGUCAUGCUCAAACUCAAGUGUCAAUUAUUGAAGCUAUAUUAUUAUAAUAACACUGAUAACAAUUUCUAUAAUGAAGUGAAAUCAUAAUAAAUGUUACCUAAACUGAAAA